UGGAGAGACGAACAAGGAGAAGGAUAGAUCAUAUUUGGCCACUGAACUCUCGUUUGAUUCGAUCUUUCGUUGAAGAAGGAAAAAGAAAAUGGAGGAUCUGAUGGGUCUUCUCAGACUUCACGUGAAGAGGGGUGUGAAUCUCGCCAUUAGAGAUGUCUCGAGCAGCGAUCCUUAUGCCGUCGUUCGUAUGGGGAAACAGAAGCUGAAAACUCGAGUGGUGAAAAAGAAUGUGAAUCCUGAGUGGAACGAAGACUUGACUCUUUCCGUGACCGAUCCGACUCUCCCCGUUAAGAUUACCGUGUACGAUAGGGACAUCUUCUCGGCCGACGACAGGAUGGGAGAGGCGGAGUUCACGAUCGGAACUUUUCUUGAAGCCAUAAAGAUCCGUCACCAGCUCGGAGGGCUCCCGGAGGGAACCAUAAUCAUGAAGGUGCAGCCGACCAGAGAGAACUGCCUGUCCGAGGAAAGCCAGAUCGUCUGGUCGAAGGGUAAAAUCGUCCAGGACAUGUUCUUGAGACUCAGGCACGUCGAGUGCGGAGAGGUCGAGCUUCAGCUCGAGUGGAUCGAUAUCCCCGGGUCGAGGGGCAUUUAGGUCAUUUCACUUCAUCCCCGGCGUUCUCGGUUGUUUGGUUUGUGAAUAUGGGCCGUAGGAGGACAAGAAUGGUUUAUAACUGAGGAAGACAGGGACAAAAAACGACCUAUGUUGGCUUCUGCUGUAGUUUUAUCUGAAUCAUGACGUUAUUGUUUCACGUGAAGAAAAUCUCUUCUGAAACAUUUGGACUGAAGAUUUGUGUCCAUGAAAAA
Messenger RNA from Tarenaya hassleriana, 804 nucleotides. RefSeq names its product protein C2-DOMAIN ABA-RELATED 1. The coding region runs from base 89 to 592 and encodes 167 amino acids. The record is from RefSeq and is a predicted model, not a curated record. NCBI's taxonomy places the organism in Eukaryota, Viridiplantae, Streptophyta, Magnoliopsida, Brassicales, Cleomaceae. The transcript is spliced from 3 exons.